UCCAUUCCUGCUUCUGGCUAUCUCCCAUACAUCCUCUCUCGCUCGCUCGCGUCUUCCCUCUCGUGUCCUCAGAGUCCCCCCCUCUGUGAUGGCGUGCGUGUCUACUGCUGCAGCGGCGACCGGGGCCUAGCCGACGGCCUUGCCCCUGUCUAUCAUAACCUGGCGCUUACAAGAAGUAUUACUACCGAACGCUGAGGGUUGGCGCGAGAUCUGCACGGGAGAACCUGCCUACUCCCUGCCUGCGAUUUAGAAUUAUGAGCAGUUCAGCAUCCUCCCUUGCUCGCAUUUGCACGUCCAUCUCCCUUCAGCUCUCGUGAGACUGAGGAAUGAAAAUCUGCAAUCAUGAUGGAAGGACUGAAAAAGCGCACCAGGAAGGCAUUUGGUUUCAGGAAGAAAGAGAGAGACAAUGACUCAACGGGCUCACCUGACAAAGAGAAAUCUAAAAAGACCAACGGAGCUCCGAACGGAUUCUAUGGCGAGAUUGAUUGGGAUCGCUAUACCUCCCCUGAUGUGGAUGAUGAAGGAUUCAGCAUCAGACCAGGGGACCAAUCAGAAGAUAUCCUUUUUAAUUGUGCUUUUGCUACGCUGGAUACUCGCAGGACAGUUGUCUUUGUUUGUGCUUGGCUUAAUGGGAACUGGAAAAAAAAGAGUUCUCUCUCUCUCUCUCUCUCUCUCUCUCUCUCUCAUAAUUCUUUAUAUGCCGUGUAUGUUGGUGUAUAUACAGAUCCCAGUAACCUCCUUGACCAAUCCACACGUGCUCUUAAAGCCAAGGCCGUCUCCUCCAGUGAGUCUGAGGGGGAGGAGGACCACCUGAAGAAGUUUAAGAUCAGGAUCAAGCCCCUGCCCUCCGACAGCUCCAGCUGCUCCGUGCCCACCAUGGAUGAGCUAAAGGCUUCGGUGGGCACCUUGGCAAUCUCACCCUCACCCCUGGGUCAAAUGAGAAGAAAUGUCUCAUGCGAAGAGAUAGCCAGACCCAGACGCUCCACACCCACACCUACGCCGGGUCCUGAACCAGACACACCCAGCAAAAGAUCAUCAGAGAAUACCAAUGCUUUCUUCGGUCCACCAUUGGAAGCCAGCUUUGACACUUUUGAAGCACAGCACUUGGAAGUGUUCACUGUGGAGCCAGACUUCUGGUGUCAGACAAGAAUUCAACCACCCUCACCGUUGGCCAGACCUUUUCCCUCCGGAGCUCCUCCUCCUCUUCCUCCGAAGAACGUUCCACCAACGCCUCCCGAACGACCCUCCAGUUCUGUCGGGUCCUCAGGUUACUACAGCGUGGUGCCAAGCGUAAGGGCUGACAGCUCUGCGUACUCGGACAUCUUGCUGUCAGAGGCUCAAGUGGCGUCUCCCAUCCCUGACCUGGACAACGUCUUUGGUCCCCCCGACACCCCGAAGCCUGUCGAGGACACAUUUCAGUCAGGCUGGGCCAGCUUCGCCGGGGGUUCCCCCACCCGACCCCCACCUCCCGACGAGCCAGCGCCUCCGCCUCCUUUCUUCUCCCCGCCCCCCGACUCCCCUCCCCGUCCGGUAUACGCCUCCUUCCCACCUCCAGACUCCCCUUCCCGUCCGGUAUACACCUCCAUCCCUCCUCCAGACUCCCCUCCUCGUCCGGUAUACACCUCCUUCCCUCCUCCCGACUCCCCUCCCUCCCUCCACGCCUCCUUCCCACCCCCCGACUCCCCUCCCCGUCCGGGCUACGCCUCCUUCCCACCCCCUGACUCCCCUCCCCGUCCGGGCUACGCCUCCUUCCCACCCCCCGACUCCCCUCUCUCUCCGGUCCGCGCCUCCAUCCCUCCUCCAGACUCGCCCCCUCCAUCUCCUCCGUGCGUCUCCCCUGCCCCAGACUCGGCCCCCAGCAGCCCUCUGGGCCCCCCUCCUGAGGCCCCGGCUCCUCCGCUGCCCGCCGCCUUCAUCCAGGAGGAGUCUUCCCCUGAUUUUCCACCACCACUCCCUCAACAGCAGGAGGAGGAGGAGGAGGAGGAAGAUGAUGACGAGGUGGAGGAGGAGGUGAAGGAGCUCUCAAUGGGCUUCUCCUCGCCAUGCCUGCUUCCUCCUCUACCCGCGGAGCGCUCCCCCCUGGCGGGGGCCCCCCUGCCCCUGCUCCUCCGGCGGACCCCGGAGCCAGUGUUGGGCUUCCUGAGGGAGGCGGGGCCUGUGUUCAUCGCUUCGCCCAGAGAGUUUAGCCCAGGACUACGGGGAACCCCGCCCCCUCUGCCGCCACUCACCUACAGGAGCGUGGUGUCCUCUCCAGCACCAGGGAGCAGGCCCUCCUCUCCAGCCCGCCCUGGCACCCCCCAGUCUGGCAGCCCCGUCCCCCCCCUCCCACCACGGCCUUCAUCACGACCCAAACUACAGCCUGGGAAGACCAGCGUCGGUGACCUGUCCCGGUCGUUCAGUCCUCCGGUGCACUCCUGGAGCCCCCCGCCCUUCGCCCCGCUGGCCCGAGCCGAGAGCACCUCCUCCAUCUCCUCCGUCACCUCUCUGAGCGCCGCCUCCACCCCCACCCUCUGCCUGCCUGUCUCCACAUGCUCUAGAGGGCCCAGUCCCCUCACCAUGGGCCCCCAGGAUACCCUGCCUGUGGCUGCUGCCUUCACAGAGACCGUCAGCGCUUACUUCAAAGGAGCUGACCCGAGCAAGUGUGUGGUGAAGAUCAGUGGGGAGAUGGUGCUCUCCUUCCCCGCUGGAAUCACCCGUCACUUCGCCUCGCAUCCGUCUCCACCUGUGCUCACCUUCAGCAUCACACACUACACCCGCCUGGAGCAGGUCCUGCCCAACCCUCAGCUGCUCUGCUGUGACACAACGGAACCCAGUGCCGACACAAAGGAAUUCUGGGUGAACAUGCCGAACCUGAUGAGCCACUUAAGGAAAGUGGCCGAUCAGAGACCUCAAGCAACAUACUAUAAUGUGGACAUGCUCAAAUACCAGGUGGCAGCAGAGGGCAUCCAGUCCACCCCACUUAACCUGGCAGUUAGCUGGCGGGGUGAUGCCACCAGCACCGACCUCAGGAUAGACUACAAGUACAACAUGGAGGCUAUGCCUGUUCCUGUGCCCCUUACGAACAUCCACUUCAUGGUGCCUGUGGACGGUGGCGUUGCCAAACUCCAAGCCAUGCUUCCACCUGCUACUUGGAAUCCAGAACAGCAGGAAAUGCUUUGGAAGAUUCCGGAACUUUCUCAGAAAUCUGAAAAUGGAGGAGUGGGUGCUCUGCUGGGCCGCUUCGCACUGACGAAGGGCCCCAGUAAACCCUCCAGGCUGGUGGUGCAGUUCUCCAGUGAGGGAGCCACGCUCUCAGGUUCCAACUUCCAGCUAGCAGGAACCGGGUAUCGGCUGUCCCUUGUCAAAAAAAGAUUCUGUGCAGGGAAAUAUCUGGCUGAUAAUUAAUGCUGCUGAAAAUAUUACCAUAUCUACAAUGGCUUUAGACUGCUCUGCUCUGCUCUGCGGAAGGAGGGAGAGCCGUCUUUCAUUCACGCCACGAACUGAGAAAGAAAUGAGAAGAACAUUUUUAACUGAAAAAGUCAUUUGAGAUCCUUUAUCUUAACAAAGUAAUGACUGAUCUGUGUUUAGAGAAUAAUUUGUGUGUGUGUGUGUGUGUG
Messenger RNA from Clupea harengus (Atlantic herring), 3596 nucleotides. RefSeq names its product SH3-containing GRB2-like protein 3-interacting protein 1 (gene sgip1b). The coding region runs from base 343 to 3384 and encodes 1013 amino acids. The transcript has 22 exons. Gene Ontology annotation, cellular component: cytoplasm; clathrin-coated vesicle; plasma membrane. The record is from RefSeq and is a predicted model, not a curated record. NCBI's taxonomy places the organism in Eukaryota, Metazoa, Chordata, Actinopteri, Clupeiformes, Clupeidae. Gene Ontology annotation, biological process: clathrin coat assembly; clathrin-dependent endocytosis; synaptic vesicle endocytosis.